AUGACUACAUCCUGUACUUCGACUAGUACAAUCACCAGCACUGUCACCCCAAGCACAACCUCGACCGUCACGGACACUACCACUGUCACAUCCACAGCUGCGACGUCGACCAUGACUGCAACUACAGUAUCGACUGAAGUCUUGACGGAGACCUCUGUCACCACCACGGUAUCAACAACAACCACGACUACCACUACAUCCACUGACUCCACGAGCGUGGUUCCAACCGCCUCUGGUUUCGUGCCUGUAGCCACCUCCGUUCCUGGCGCAUCCUUUGACCUAGACGGACCUGUCAAGAGAGGAGUCGAGGUAGAUGAGAAUGAGAAGAGAGGUAUCUCUUUGUCGAGGGGAAACUUCAACAUUACUCAAUUUACCCGUGGCGGCCGUGGCGAUGUCUCGUGCAUAGAAUAUCACAGCCUGUGCUCUACCACCACAAGCACGGCAACGAAAACGGCACCCACAACAACAUUCAGUACCACCGUCACUAGUACAUCGACUAUUACGACAACACCAGGGGCAACCACUACAGUGACAGACAUCGUUACCUCAGUAACGACGACAGUUAUAACCACGACCUCGAUUGCCACCACCAGCACUGUGGCCACCUCCUUCACAUCAACCUUCACAUCCUAUGCGGCCUGCGCGACCAACAACCAGGCUAAUUUUGUGAAUGGAAACGCAGUCAGCGGUUUUGCGGGUAACGGGAGCCCCCUCAGCGUUGAUGCCGACUCUGAGACCGAAUGCUGUAUUGCAGCGAUCAAUCAACCAAACGUUGCGUUGUGGGCGUGGGUCUUUGAGAGUCAAUCGUGUUUGGUAUCAGUCGCAACAACAUGCCCGUUACCCGCAGGGAACGAAAUCGAAACGACCAGUGAUCCUACGGCUAACCCACAAUUUGGUGUGGGAAAUGCUAACUGUGGAACUUGGGACAGCGUCGUGGUCCAGUAG
Molecule: messenger RNA, 945 nt
Organism: Fonsecaea nubica
Lineage: Eukaryota; Fungi; Ascomycota; Eurotiomycetes; Chaetothyriales; Herpotrichiellaceae
Exons: 3
Coding region: 1-945 (314 amino acids)
Source: RefSeq, a predicted model, not a curated record